Molecule: messenger RNA, 3492 nt
Organism: Protobothrops mucrosquamatus (brown spotted pit viper)
Lineage: Eukaryota; Metazoa; Chordata; Lepidosauria; Squamata; Viperidae
Gene: SCUBE3
Product: signal peptide, CUB domain and EGF like domain containing 3
Exons: 21
Coding region: 1-2871 (956 amino acids)
Biological process (GO): signal transduction
Cellular component (GO): cell surface
Molecular function (GO): calcium ion binding
Source: RefSeq, a predicted model, not a curated record
AUGGAUGAAUGUGUUGAUGGGACUGACAACUGCCAUAUUGAUGCCAUCUGCCAGAACACUCCCAAAUCAUACAAAUGCAUCUGCAAAUCUGGUUACACCGGGGAUGGGAAGCACUGCAAAGAUGUUGAUGAAUGUGAGCGCGAUGACAAUGCUGGCUGUGUUCAUGAAUGUGUCAAUAUCCCAGGAAAUUAUCGAUGUACCUGCUAUGACGGCUUUCAUCUUGCACAUGAUGGUCAUAACUGUCUCGAUGUGGAUGAGUGUGCAGAGGGGAAUGGUGGCUGCCAACAAACCUGUGUCAACAUGAUGGGAAGCUAUGAGUGCCAUUGCCGUGAAGGCUUUUUCCUGAGUGAUAACCAGCAUACCUGCAUCCAGCGUCCUGAAGAAGGAAUGAACUGCAUGAACAAGAAUCAUGGUUGCGCACACAUCUGUCGUGAGACCCCCAAAGGUGGCAUUGCCUGUGAAUGUCGACCUGGCUUUGAGCUCACUAAGAAUCAACGAGAUUGCAAAUUGACUUGCAACUAUGGUAAUGGAGGUUGUCAGCACACCUGUGAUGAUACAGAUCAAGGUCCAAAAUGUGGUUGCCAUGUGAGGUUUGUGCUACACUCUGAUGGGAAAACGUGCAUAGAGACCUGUGCUGUUAACAAUGGAGGCUGUGAUAGCAAAUGCCAUGAUGCAGCCCUAGGAGUUCACUGCAGCUGUCCCAUGGGAUUCAUGCUUCAGCCUGACAGAAAAACUUGCAAAGAUAUAGAUGAAUGUAGGUUGAACAAUGGUGGCUGUGACCACAUCUGCAGGAACACAGUGGGCAGUUUUGAAUGCAGUUGUAAAAAGGGAUAUAAAUUGCUUAUCAAUGAAAGGACAUGCCAAGAUAUUGAUGAAUGCUCCUUUGAUAGAACUUGUGACCACAUCUGUGUAAAUACACCAGGGAGUUUCCAGUGCCUGUGUCACAAAGGCUACAUGCUGUAUGGAGUCACCCACUGUGGAGAUGUUGAUGAAUGUAGUGUCAAUCAAGGAGGUUGCAAGUUUGGAUGUGUAAACACCCCAGGUAGCUACGAAUGUACCUGCCCUGCAGGUUGCAAACUUCAUUGGAAUAGAAAAGAUUGCAUAGAGCUGGAGAUUUGUUUGGCUGGCACAGUAUCUCCACGAGCCAUACUUACCUGCAACAAGAAUGGCAAGAAGGAAAGCUGCUCCCUCACCUGUGCCUCCAAGGCUCGCUUUCUGCCAGAAUCUGACAACAGCUACACUGUGAGCUGUGGGACCCCAAUUCUGCAACAGGUGUCUCCACCAAGAUCCAGCAAUGGUAGCCAUCCCUGCAUUGAGGCUGUUGCUGCUCCAAUCAAACAAAAGGCUUCUUUUAAAAUUAAAGAUGCUAAAUGCUACCUCCAUCCACACAUGAAAGGCAAGCAGGAUGAUACUGGCAGGAAUGGUGGACUAGGCGGAUCAGCCCCUUGCUCAGAUUGCCAAGUGUCUUUUGUGAACCUAAAGUGUGAUUCAUCAAAGAAAGGCAAAGGACGUCGGGUUCGCAACUCUCCCAACAAAGAAGUGACUCGCAUCACCCUGGAGUUUGAAGCUGAAAUCAAACCUGAAGAGAUCACAGCUAGCUGCAGCCUGAACUGUGUACGGCAGAAGAUUGAGAAAAAGCUGAAGUUAGCUAUCAAAGCCUUGAAGAAAUCUAUAAACCAGGAGCGAUUUCUCAUUCGUGUCUCAGGAAUGGAAUAUGAGGUGGCCCGGAAGCUGAGCUUGUCUCCUGAGAGACAGGAGAGUUGUGGGCCAGGACAGCAGAGGCUGGCAUCCAAGUGUGUUAGCUGCCUUCCAGGAACAUACUACCAUGGCCAGAUGGAGCAGUGUGUCCUUUGCCCUCCCGGGACCUAUCAGGAGAAAGAAGGCCAGCUCUCCUGUGACCUUUGCCCUGGGAGUGAUGCUUUUGGGCCUACUGGAGCAACAAAUAUAAGCGCUUGCGCAGGUCAGUGCCCACCUGGACAAUAUUCUGUAAAUGGCUUUAAACCCUGUCAAUUGUGUGUGCGUGGCUCUUAUCAGCCUGAAGCUGGCCGAGCGUUAUGUUUCCAUUGUGGUGGAGGGUUGACCACCAAGCAAGAUGGAGCUUUUUCCUUCCAGGAUUGUGAUACUAAAGUUCAGUGCUCUCCAGGCCAUUAUUACAACACCAGUGUCCAUCGCUGCAUUCGUUGUGUUAUAGGCACCUAUCAGCCAGACUUCCGUCAAAACUAUUGUAUUGCAUGUCCUGGGAAUACUACAACGGACUUUGAUGGUUCAACUUCUGUAUCACAGUGCAAAAACCGUCAAUGUGGUGGGGAACUGGGAGAGUACACUGGCUAUAUUGAGUCUCCCAAUUACCCUGGAAACUAUCCUGCAAAUGUGGAAUGCACUUGGAACAUCAACCCACCUCCAAAGCGCAAGAUUUUGAUUGUGGUGCCUGAAAUCUUCCUGCCUUCUGAGGAUGAAUGUGGGGAUGUCCUGGUGAUGCGGAAAAAUUCAUCUCCGCCCUCCAUCACAACCUAUGAGACAUGCCAGACUUAUGAGAGGCCUAUAGCAUUCACUGCAAGGUCCCGAAAAUUAUGGAUUAACUUUAAAACCAGUGAAACUAACAGUGCCAGAGGCUUCCAAAUUCCUUAUGUCACAUAUGAUGAGGAUUAUGAACAGCUGGUGGAAGACAUUGUCCGAGAUGGCAGACUCUAUGCAUCUGAAAAUCAUCAGGAAAUAUUGAAGGAUAAGAAGUUAAUCAAGGCUUUCUUUGACGUGUUAGCUCAUCCACAAAACUACUUUAAAUACACCGAAAAACAUAAGGAAAUGCUGCCACGCUCCUUCAUCAAACUCCUUCGCUCCAAAGUUUCAAGUUUUCUUAGACCUUACAAAUAGCCUCAUAUUUUCACCAACCUUCCGGGUUUCUCGGCUGCCAAGAAAACUUUUUUUCUUAUGCUUAUUGUUACUUUUCGGUGAAUUUUUUCUACAAAUAGAAACCCGCCAUCUUCACUAUGCAGAUGCAUCUAAUAUUUGGUCAUUCCUUGGCUUUUCUUCAAAUCAAAUUUACUGAUGAUUUGGCCCUGGAAGGAACAACUGGCCACAAGGAACUAAGUCCCCUCCCUUGGGUUUCCAUACUGAAGCCUCAGUCUGUUGAGAGCACCCAUCUCAGUAAGUGACACACUCUUCACAAAAGUCCUCUGCUGGGACCAGUAUCUCCCAGUCAAUUCAGCUUUCUCAUAUAUAUAUGCCAUCAUGUGUGGCUCCUUGUGCUGCCAGGCAGUUGCUAAAGAUGCUGUUUGGGUACAUUUCUCUGCAUGACUGUUUCCAAAAAGAAGUACUUCUGCUAUCGUAUCAUGCCUCUGCUUCUGGGACACCAAUGAAAUGGGAAGACUCUGAGCAACUGCUAAGCAAUGGAAUUGAUCCAGCUGAAUUCUUUUGUAAAGAACUGAGAGCAAAGGACACCUGGAAUGUGGAAGGUUCUGCCUUAUUUAUCAGACUGUUGUGCUUUUAAUUGAA